Molecule: messenger RNA, 3390 nt
Organism: Syzygium oleosum
Lineage: Eukaryota; Viridiplantae; Streptophyta; Magnoliopsida; Myrtales; Myrtaceae
Product: glutamate receptor 3.6
Exons: 6
Coding region: 398-3229 (943 amino acids)
Biological process (GO): G protein-coupled receptor signaling pathway
Cellular component (GO): plasma membrane
Molecular function (GO): G protein-coupled receptor activity; glutamate-gated receptor activity
Source: RefSeq, a predicted model, not a curated record
GAGUCUCUCUGUCUCUCUCCCUGGCUGCAGCACCAUUACAAAAUCUCUUGGUUCUCAUUGGAGUGACCAGUGACAAAUCAUCUCAUGACAACCCAGCAAAAGCAAAGCAGCGAAAUGCGCUCUCACCACACACCCACUUCAUUACCCGUUCUUGUCUCGGGCGCUAGUUCAUGCUGCUCCUGGGUGUAAUAGCCUGAUUCUGAGACCAAAGCUCUACAGGCGAGAAUUGUUGGAGAGUUUGAGUCUUCUGAACAAGCAUGGUCUCCAAAAGGGUUUGUCGCUAACCUCCCAAAAUAGCUACUUUUUGAUGUUCGUGUCACUUCUCUUGCUUGAUUUUUGCUGCAUAUUUGGACCUUUGAGCAACAAAAGUGAAAAGAUAUUAUAAGCCUUUGGGAGUAUGCAAGCAAGCACCAGCAUGGUCUGGCUCGUGGUGCUUCUGGUUUUGCAAAGUGGACUGUGCUCAUUUGGAGCUAGCACAAACGCUUCCACGAGGCCGGAGUUUGUGAACAUUGGGGGUGUCUUCUCUGUCAACACCCUGAUAGGCAAAGUGGCUCAAGUGGCUAUUCUCGCUGCAGUUGAGGAUGUGAACUCCGACCCAUCAGUUCUUGGUGGAACCAAGCUCAAGCUUACAAUACAGGACACCAACUACAGUGGCUUUCUGGGCAUAGUUGAGGCUUUACAGUUCAUGGAGAGUGACACAGUUGCCAUAAUUGGACCCCAAACUUCGGUCACUGCUCAUGUGAUAUCGCAAUUUGCAAGUGAAUUGCAAGUCCCUCUGCUCUCGUUUUCAGCCACGGACCCGACCCUGUCCUCACUCCAGUUCCCUUACUUCAUAAGGACCGCACAGAAUGAUCUGUUUCAGAUGGCCGCGAUAGCGGCAAUGGUGGACUUUUACGGGUGGAGGGAAGUGACAGCCAUCUAUGUUGAUGAUGACCACGGGAGGAAUGGUAUUGCUGCAUUAGCAGACAAGCUCGCGGAGCGCCGCUGCAAGAUCUCUUACAAGGCACCAAUGAGCUAUACUGCGAGUCGGGAUGACAUGACCGAUGUGCUGGUGAAGGUGGCGUUGAUGGAGUCGCGCAUCAUCGUUCUUCACACUUACUCCACUCCAGGACCACUGGUGCUUAAAGUGGCCGAGUCUCUUGGAAUGAUGGGUAAUGGAUAUGUUUGGAUCACAACUAACUGGCUUUCAACAAUCUUAGACACGAGCUCGCCCCUCCCUUGGGAUGUGAUGAAGACGUAUCAGGGAAUCCUAUCGCUGAGUCCGUACACACCAGACACCGAACUCAAGAGGAAAUUCGUUUCUCGGUGGAGCAAUUUGACAAGCACAUUUUCGUCUAAUGGGACGUUUGGACUGAGUAGCUACGGCUUAUACGCAUAUGACACAGUUUGGAUACUUGCUCGAGCAAUUAACACGUUUUUCGAUCAGGGUGGAGUCAUUUCCUUUUCAAAUGAUUCGAAGUUGACCGAGCUGAAAGGGGGAAAUCUGCACCUCGAUGCAAUGAGCAUCUUCAAUGGAGGGAAAUUGCUGCGCGACUCCAUUCUGCAAGUCAAUACAACGGGCAUAACGGGCCCUAUUCAAUUCGCUCCUGACAAAAACCUUAUUCAUCCAGCAUUUGAAAUUAUCAAUGUGGCAGGCAGUGGAUAUAGGAAGGUUGGUUAUUGGUCUAACUACUCUGGCUUAACGAUUGUGCCUCCCGAUAUGCUGUACGCAAGGCCACCAAAUCGUUCCAGCUCGAGCCAGCAACUGUACCCGGUUAUUUGGCCCGGAGAAACAACACAGAAGCCUCGUGGUUGGGUUUUCCCAGACAAUGGUAGGCACUUGAAGAUUGGAGUCCCAAUGAGAGUUAGCUACCGCGAAUUUGUGUCGCCAGCGGAGGGCACGACUGAUACGUUCACUGGUUACUGCAUCGAUGUCUUCACAGCUGCUUUGAACUUGUUGCCUUAUGCCGUGCCUUAUAAGUUCAUUCCGUUUGGGGAUGGACACAGCAACCCAAGUGCCACGGAGCUUGUUCGGUUGCUAACAACUGGGACCUUUGAUGCUGCAGUAGGAGAUAUCGCGAUCACCACCAACAGGACUAGGAUGGUGGAUUUUACACAGCCAUAUAUUGAGUCCGGGCUAGUCGUGGUGGCCCCAGUCAGGAAAUCAGACUCUAAUGCGUGGGCUUUCUUCAGGCCGUUUACUUGGAAGCUGUGGUGCGUAACGGCCUUCUUCUUCCUCAUUGUCGGAUCGGUAGUGUGGAUUCUGGAGCACAGGUUGAACGAUGACUUCCGCGGACCUCUUAGGAGACAAAUUAUCACUAUGCUCUGGUUUAGCUUUUCAACUUGGUUUUUUGCUCAUAGAGAAAAUACCGUGAGUAUGCUCGGUCGCUUUGUGCUGAUCAUAUGGCUGUUUGUGGUUCUUAUCAUUAACUCGAGUUACACGGCGAGUCUGACCUCGAUCCUUACAGUCCAACAGCUUUCUUCUCCUAUCAAAGGGAUUGAAACGUUAUUAUCAAGUAACGAUCCCAUAGGAUACCAGCAGGGUUCGUUUGCCCGCAGUUAUUUGAUAGGGGAACUUGGCAUCCAUGAAUCCAGACUUGUUCCUCUCAUCACGCCAGAAGAUUAUACCAAGGCCUUGAAAGAUGGUCCUCACAAAGGUGGAGUCACUGCGGUGAUCGACGAGCGCGCAUAUGUCGAGCUUUUUCUCUCAACUCGAUGCGAAUUCAGCAUUGUGGGUCAUGAAUUCACCAAAAAUGGAUGGGGAUUUGCAUUUCCACGGGACUCACCCUUGGCAGUUGAUAUAUCGACAGCGAUCCUGAAGCUCUCGGAAAACGGGGAUCUCCAACGGAUGCAUGACAAAUGGCUAAUGAGCAGUGCCUGCACAUCACAGGGGACGAAGUUCGCACUCGACCGUCUUCACCUUAAAAGUUUCUGGGGCCUCUUCGUUCUGUGUGGAUUAGCUUGCUUCUUGGCCCUCUUGAUAUAUUUCCUAAGGAUGUUCCGCCAGUUCAGCCGGCACUAUUCCGAGGAACCCGAGAGCUCCACCUCAAGCUCCCGAUCGAGCCGUCUAUGGACUUUUCUCUCCUUCAUCGACGAGAAGGAAGAGACGGUGAUAAGCCGGUCCAAGAGGAGACAAAUGGAGCGGGCCUCCAACAGGAGCACUGACGACGAUGGAUCGCUGUAUGAUUCCAAGAGAAGGCAUAUCGAAUACUCUUCAAACAACAACUUUAAUUCUGGUAACGAAGUUUAAGUAAAUGUAAAUCCGUCCCAAAACUCACUUUUAGUCACAUGAAAUCUUUCUGAUAUGGUAUUUCAAACCUUGUUAUACUCCAUAGAUAUGUUAUACUUGUGGACAAUUUUAAAUUGUUGUGAAUCAGAAAAAUUGAGUAAAGUGUAUGCUUUCCAGGGCAA